Gorilla gorilla gorilla (western lowland gorilla) is the source of this 5797-nucleotide messenger RNA. RefSeq names its product solute carrier family 41 member 2 (gene SLC41A2). Bases 407 to 2128 code for a protein of 573 amino acids. NCBI's taxonomy places the organism in Eukaryota, Metazoa, Chordata, Mammalia, Primates, Hominidae. Gene Ontology annotation, molecular function: monoatomic cation transmembrane transporter activity. The record is from RefSeq and is a predicted model, not a curated record. Gene Ontology annotation, cellular component: plasma membrane. Gene Ontology annotation, biological process: monoatomic cation transport. The transcript is spliced from 11 exons.
GGGAGUCAGGGGGCCGCGGGCGCCGACGGCCGGGCUGUCAGCUCGGGGCCGCCGCCGCGCGAGGAGGCGCGGGAGCAGGAAGGAGCUGUGGGCUGGGAGCCGCUGUCCUCCCCGCCACCACCGGUGCCGGGCACCAGGUGAAUGCCCCUUCCAUCCCCCGCCCCGGGUGUCUCGGUCUGGUCUGAGGAGACGGGGACCCUUCUCACACCGGCCGCUGCCGCCGCCGCGCUCCGGAACAGAUCCAGUCCUUCUGUGGAACUUCUGAACAUCUUUUAUUAGUGGAAAUAUUUUCUACACAAUGAAGUCAACAACUUAAUUUAAACCAGUGUUUGUGCGGUUCUGAUUCAUCUGCUGUGGUUCCCGAAGCUUGAGAUCUAAGGAGUACAAGGUCUUUUGUGAUGACAAUAUGACUAAUAGUAAAGGAAGAUCUAUUACCGAUAAAACAAGUGGUGGUCCAAGUAGUGGAGGAGGUUUUGUAGACUGGACUUUACGUUUAAACACAAUUCAAUCCGACAAGUUUUUAAAUUUACUCUUGAGUAUGGUUCCAGUGAUUUACCAGAAAAACCAAGAAGACAGGCACAAAAAAGCAAAUGGCAUUUGGCAAGAUGGAUUAUCAACUGCAGUACAGACUUUUAGUAAUAGAUCUGAGCAACACAUGGAGUAUCACAGUUUCUCAGAGCAGUCUUUUCAUGCCAAUAAUGGGCACGCAUCAUCAAGCUGCAGCCAAAAGUAUGAUGACUAUGCCAAUUAUAAUUACUGUGAUGGAAGGGAGACUUCAGAAACCACUGCCAUGUUACAAGAUGAAGAUAUAUCUAGUGAUGGUGAUGAAGAUGCUAUUGUAGAAGUGACCCCAAAAUUACCAAAGGAAUCCAGUGGCAUCAUGGCAUUGCAAAUACUUGUGCCCUUUUUGCUAGCUGGUUUUGGAACAGUUUCAGCUGGCAUGGUACUGGAUAUAGUACAGCACUGGGAGGUGUUCAGAAAAGUUACAGAAGUUUUCAUUUUAGUCCCUGCACUUCUUGGUCUCAAAGGGAACUUGGAAAUGACAUUGGCAUCCAGAUUAUCCACUGCAGUAAAUAUUGGGAAGAUGGAUUCACCCAUUGAAAAGUGGAACCUAAUAAUUGGCAACUUGGCUUUAAAGCAGGUUCAGGCAACAGUAGUGGGUUUUCUAGCAGCUGUGGCAGCAAUUAUAUUGGGCUGGAUUCCAGAAGGAAAAUAUUACCUUGAUCAUUCCAUACUUCUGUGCUCUAGCAGUGUGGCAACUGCCUUCAUUGCAUCUCUUCUGCAGGGAAUAAUAAUGGUUGGGGUUAUCGUUGGUUCAAAGAAGACUGGUAUAAAUCCUGAUAAUGUUGCUACACCCAUUGCUGCUAGUUUUGGCGACCUUAUAACUCUUGCCAUAUUGGCUUGGAUAAGUCAGGGCUUAUACUCCUGUCUUGAGACCUAUUACUACAUUUCUCCAUUAGUUGGUGUAUUUUUCUUGGCUCUAACUCCUAUUUGGAUUAUAAUAGCUGCCAAACAUCCAGCCACAAGAACAGUUCUCCACUCAGGCUGGGAGCCUGUCGUAACAGCUAUGGUUAUAAGUAGCAUUGGGGGCCUUAUUCUGGACACAACUGUAUCAGACCCAAACUUGGUUGGGAUUGUUGUUUACACGCCAGUUAUUAAUGGUAUUGGUGGUAAUUUGGUGGCCAUUCAGGCUAGCAGGAUUUCUACCUACCUCCAUUUACAUAGCAUUCCAGGAGAAUUGCCUGAUGAACCCAAAGGUUGUUACUACCCAUUUAGAACUUUCUUUGGUCCAGGAGUAAAUAAUAAGUCUGCUCAAGUUCUGCUGCUUUUAGUGAUUCCUGGACAUUUAAUUUUCCUCUACACUAUUCAUUUGAUGAAAAGUGGUCAUACUUCUUUAACUAUAAUCUUCAUAGUAGUGUAUUUAUUUGCCGCUGUGUUACAGGUAUUUACCUUGCUGUGGAUUGCUGACUGGAUGGUCCAUCACUUCUGGAGGAAAGGAAAGGACCCGGAUAGUUUCUCCAUCCCCUACCUAACAGCAUUGGGUGAUCUGCUUGGGACAGCUCUGUUAGCCUUAAGUUUUCAUUUUCUUUGGCUUAUUGGAGAUCGAGAUGGAGAUGUUGGAGACUAAUAAAUUCUACAAACUGCUCUCAAGUUACCAAGGAAGAAAAUACACGACAACCACUUAUGGCUCUUUUUCAAAACUCAAAUCAGUAGUUUGACUUUUGCCAGGGUAAUCUUCAGUUGGCCCUGAUUCAAUUAAAUGGCCUUAAUUUAUUUUUAAGGAAUUUGUGUCAAAACCAGAAUGAAGAGUAUUCGUGCUGCUUUUCAUAGAAUAAAUGAUAAUUUGACAUAGACAUAGAUAUAAGUUCCAGCUCUGAAAUUAAUUAGGAAAGAAUAUAGGAUGUUUACAGUGAAUAAUUUUAAAACCACAAACAUAGCAGAAAUGUACUUGAUUAUUAAAUUUGUAAUGCAGGAUUAGAAGCAGCAGAGCUCUAGUUUAGCCUUUCUUGUCUCACAGAUGUGCUGUAUCCCAGGCAUACUAUAAAACGAAGGGUGCCCAACCAAGCUUUGAAUCGUAUUAACAAUGCCCACCUCUAUGCUAGCUGAGGAUAAAUUUACCAAUUGCUCAUAUUUGAACUGACCUAAAUAUGUUUUGCUGAGCAUAAGAUAAACUCACUUUUACCUCCAUCUAAAAUUAUCCUGUUCCAAUGCCAAUUCAAUUUCAGCUCUGCAAGUUCUUGUCAGGCUAACCUUUAAACAUUGAGUGAUCUUGAGAGAUUGUUAAUGAAAGCAGUGAGUCAUUUUUUGAUGAUUGAUUUGUUGGAAAAAUGUUGAUGUGUUUUAAAAAAUGUAAUCUUCAAAAACAGAAUAUAACCUGAGAUGCAUUUGUAGAGACAAGACGGUACGAGAAUGUGUGUGUGUGUGAGUGUGUGUGUGUGUGUGUGUGAGAGAGAGAGAGAGACUUUUGAUGAAGAACUAAAUCUUGGAUUGCUGAUAGCAAAGAUCAUAGUGCUGUUGGAAUAUCAGCAAUAUAAACACAUUUUAUUGACAUGUUUUUGUCAUUGGGUCCAAAAAUUUUGCUGCUGACCAGAAUUUACUAUUUGUUACCUAUAUUCUUUUUUUUUUUUUUUUUUGAGACAGAGUCUUGCUCUGUCACCCAGGCUGGAAUGCAGUGGUGUGAUCUCGGCUCACUGCUACCUCCGCCUCCUGGAUUCAAGUGAUUCUCCUGCCUCAGCCUCCCGAGUAGCUGGGAUUACAGGAAUGCGCCACAACGCCCAGCUAAUUUGUUACCUACACUCUAAUUAAUAAUUUCUUAUUUUAAAAAGUAGUACUAUUUAAUAUAAUCAAGAUAGGAGAUUUAAAAUGAGCAAGUGAUUCAUUUGCUCUUUUAAAGAAGCCUGUUGACUUACGCUUUUUAAAAAAGAAGUUGGUGGGUUACCUCAAUUAUUGUUCAUGCUUAAACAUAUCCAUUUGUACAGGCUUAUUUCUACAUGGGACCCAAUCAUAUAUACUAUAUUUCUCAAAUAAUUUUUCUAAAACUCUGGCCUAUAUUCUAAACACUUGACCAACACCUUAGUUAUUGAAUAGGUAACCAUUUUUACAUUUUUUUUUUUUUUAUUAUACUUUAAGUUUUAGGGUACAUGUGCACAUUGUGCAGGUUAGUUACAUAUGUAUACAUGUGCCAUUCUGGUGCACUGCACCCACUAACUCGUCAUCUAGCAUUAGGUAUAUCUCCCAAUGCUAUCCCUCCCCCCUCCCCCAACCCCACAACAUUCCCCAGAGUGUGAUAUUCCCCUUCCUGUGUCCAUGUGAUCUCAUUGUUCAAUUCCCACCUAUGAGUGAGAAUAUGCAGUGUUUGGUUUUUUGUUCUUGCGAUAGUUUACUGAGAAUGAUGGUUUCCAAUUUCAUCCAUGUCCCUACAAAGGACAUGAACUCAUCAUUUUUUAUGGCUGCAUAGUAUUCCAUGGUGUAUAUGUGCCACAUUUUCUUAAUCCAGUCUAUUAUUGUUGGACAUUUGGGUUGGUUCCAAGUCUUUGCUAUUGUGAAUAGGUAACCAUUUUUAAAGCACAUGUGGUUCAUUUUUUAAAAUUCAAUCUCUCAAGACCGUUAGAUAUUUAAUAAUUUAAGCUGAUAAGGGUAUCAAAAUGCACAUUAACUUUGAUCAUCAUGAUUUAAGUUGCAACUUUGUGUUAUUAUAUAAAUAUUAGGUUGUUUAUAAAUAUAUUGCAGAAAGUAUUCUUGUUAAGCUCUUUUAAGUGAGGGGACUGUGGUUUAGAGUUAUAUAUUUUUGCUUAUUUUUAAACUUCAAUUAUUCCAUUCUUCUGCCUUAUAAUAAAACUUUUAAGGCAGAGAAGUGAACUAAUUAUAGAAUUUCUCCUUUGGAGAGUUAUAAUGUUACAUAGUGAACAUUCUUAUAAAAGAAAGAAUAAGUUUAAGUUGAUGAAUAUUUAGCUGCAAAGAUUUUUUACUUAAAAAAAUCCAUGAAUAUCUUUGAUUUUAUUAUAAAGCAUUUGUAAAUUAUUUGCAUUUGAGCUGUAAGAUUCAUAAACAUUUACAUUUCCCAAUGAUUUCUAUUUUGAUUUUUAAAAAAUAUACAGGGCAAGCUACAUUUUUAAAGCAUUAAUCAACAACUUUAUUAUAUUACACAUUCCAGUGCACAAACACACAAUAUCAUUUAAUACUCACAGUAGUACCUGUGAAAUAUAUCAGAUGGAUAUUCCUAUCUCUAUUUUACAGCAGAGGAAACCGAAAUUCAGAGAACUUACAUUUCUAAGGUUGUACAGCUGCAAAAUGACCAAAUUGUGAAGUCCCUAACAUCCAGGUUUUCAUAAUGCCAGUACUCUUUCUAUGACAUGUUUAUGACCCUCCAAAUGUACCAAAACUACCUAACUAAUUCACCGAGAGGAAGCCAACUGCAAAAAUAGGAUUUUUAAAAGUACAAUAGAGUAUUACUACAUUUUAUCGAUUUCAGACAAAGAAACCUCCGUUUAUUAUAUCCUGAUGGUGAGUAUUGCCAGCUCUAAAUUAUUCAUAUUUCUAAGACCAAGGAAAAUAUAGGUAAAUGAAAAUUUUGAAAUAAAGAACAAUGCCUUAAUUUGUAAAAUCUAUCAUUGCUACCACCCUGCCCAGGUCUGGCCAUUUGCCAUAAAUGCUGGUAAAUAAAUACAAUGACUGAUAGAGUUCUGUCUCCUUUCUCUUUUGCUACCCAACCUUGGUUAGAGCAACCAAAUGUCUAAAAGGCAUGUAAUAGGAGAAAAAAAUAAAAACAUUAGUUACCAAUUCGCCGAUUAUAAAAGGGAUGUAGAUUCCUUUAAAUUAUUACUGACCUUUUGAAAGCCUUCACGUAAGUAUGCAACAGAUAAAAUGACUCAUUUACCCACAACAAUCAUCUAUUAUCAGUCUUAAGUAAUGUGAAUUCACUGUUAUUUCUUUUUAUACAACAUAAAAACUUCUGCUUUCCAAACUUCUUCCUUUUCACUAAUUUAUCAGCCACUUUAUUUAUACACAGAUAACACUUUUAGAAACAUUUUUCUUUCUUGUCCAUUUUUUUCUUUCAAAAAUAAAGUUUCUUAGAACCUGAUAAAAUGGAAACUUAUGGUAAUAUGUGUUCUGGUAGGUGUCCAAAAAUUCCACACCAUAGACUAUCAAUGAUGUAGCCAAAUAAAGGCCAUUCAAAAAAAUCAGUAAUUGGGAUUCCUUGCUUUAUAUCUAUGGUAUAGUGUACCCAUUUAUAAUGGGGUUCUGCCAUCUUCGAAUUGUUUUAAACUUAAAUAAAGAAUAAAAUUUAAGAAAUAAU